Striga asiatica is the source of this 842-nucleotide messenger RNA. NCBI's taxonomy places the organism in Eukaryota, Viridiplantae, Streptophyta, Magnoliopsida, Lamiales, Orobanchaceae. The record is from the annotation of a GenBank genome assembly.
CUCAACUCUCAAGAUAAGUUAAAAGUCAACCACCAGCAACAGAUGAAGAUUUUGACUUGUCAAAACUAGAAAACUGAUAGCUGCAAACAGUAAACAAAUCACUAUUGAGAAUGGGAGUUUGUAACCUGCUAAUGGCUUCCCUUUUUGGUCUUUCAGCUCUUUUCCAGUUCAACGACUCUGGUAAUUUAAGUUUUUUUACACCUACUUUUUUAAGGUCCAUUUAUCGACUUUCUUUGUGUGGCACAUCACUUGGUAUAUGAUUUUCCCCUCUUAUCUUCUUUCUUCAGAUUGGUAUUUUUGGAUUCCUCUGUAUGCCAUUGCUUGUGCAGUAAAUUUUUCGAAAAAUCCCAAUUCGAGAAUGAUAAGAACGGCCAAAUUCGAUCUGUGUCUUGGGAUCUUUUUGUUUAUGAAGGUCUCAUUUGAAGAUUUUGUCAAGGGAUCAAAAUUUGCUGGCUUUUGGUCACUUAAUAUGAGGGAGAGAAGUGUAAGGGAAAAAUUUGGAAGUGGGCUUGUAAUUAGCUCUAUGUUUCUCCUCUUGCAAAUCCCAAAUACACGUCCUACCCUACUCACAAAAUAUGGGAUGCCGAUCUUGGUGGGUGUUGCAUAUGGUCUCAGCUUCAUUUUCUUUGCAUUUCAACACGCUCAAAUGAAAUAUUGAUGUAAAAUUACAAUUCGGGGCUUAUCUCCGGUUCUGGUUCGGAGCCUUGGGCUGAGUUUCUAUCCCUUUUGGGUGGUGGUUGUUGGGGGUCAGUGGUUGGUUUUGAUUAAAAUUUUAAAAACCUUUCAAUCAACUUUUUCAUUUAUUUUUUUACCUAAUCUAUUCUUAUUUAUUUCUAGUAAUG